AUGCAGUUACUCGCCUUGUCUUCUUUCGUCGCUGCGCUCUUUGCUGGUGCGCUUGCAUACCCAUCUGCAGCGGUAAAUAUCACCGCUCGGGCACCUGCAUCAUUCGUACAUCCUGGCGUGCUCCUCAACACCGCUCAGCUCAACUUUAUCCGGAGCAAAGUCAACGCAGGCGCACAACCGUGGUCAAAUGCUUACACCGCACUCUUAAACGAACAACUCCUCUCUCAGUCCCGCACCCCUUCCCCUCGCUCGGUUGUCAACUGUGGGCCAUCCUCCAAUCCAAACAACGGUUGUACAGAUGAGAGGCAAGAUGCGCUCGCUGCUUACGGCAAUGCGUUGGCGUGGUACGUGAGCCAGGAUAGCAAAUAUGCGAAGAAGGCAAUCUCGUAUUUCAAUGCUUGGUCGGGCGUCAUUACAGACCAUACCGGCGACAAUGCUCCUUUGCAAACCGGUUGGUCUGGAACGUCUUGGGCUAGAGCGGCAGAGAUUAUUCGUUAUACCUAUACAGGCUGGGCAUCGAGUGAUAUUACCAAGUUCGAGAAUAUGUUGCGCAAUGUUUAUCUCCCCGAAGUCAUCAAUGGCGACGCCCGCACCGGGAACUGGGACCUAGUAAUGAUGGAAGCCGCUCAAGGGAUUGCCGUGUUUCUCAACGACAAGACUAGCUACGACAAGGCGAUGAAUCGAUACCUUGGACGCGUACCAGCGUUUGUCUACUUGGAUACGGAUGGCAGUUAUCCAAAGGCUGCGCCGGGUAGCCCGCAGACGACCAAAGCACAAAUCAUCAGCUUUUGGCAAGGUCAGACAACAUUUGUCAAUGGUAUCGCUCAAGAGACGUGCCGCGACUUUGUUCACACUGGCUACGGCAUCGCAUCGAUUGGCCACGUCGCCGAAACAUCCCGCAUCCAAGGCACCGAUCUCUAUACCGGCGACAUUGGUACAAGAUUGCGCUAUGCACUCGGGUUCCACUCUCUUUAUCAAUUGGGAGCGUCGGUACCUAGCUGGCUUUGCGAUGGAACGCUGACGCUGGGUCUGGGACCGGUUACCGAGAUUGGGUUCAACGCGAUGAACACGAGACUUGGUUUUGGGAUGACGAAUACGCAGACCUUGACGCAGAAUCAGCGACCUGCGGGCACAAACUGGUUGUUCCUUGGAUGGGAGACGCUGACACAUGCCGGAAAUACGGCCUAG
Serendipita indica DSM 11827 is the source of this 1188-nucleotide messenger RNA. The record is from the annotation of a GenBank genome assembly. Lineage: Eukaryota; Fungi; Basidiomycota; Agaricomycetes; Sebacinales; Serendipitaceae.